Molecule: messenger RNA, 855 nt
Organism: Suillus paluster
Lineage: Eukaryota; Fungi; Basidiomycota; Agaricomycetes; Boletales; Suillaceae
Exons: 4
Coding region: 1-855 (284 amino acids)
Source: RefSeq, a predicted model, not a curated record
AUGGAUAGUAUCAAAAAUCAUCACCGGAAACUCGUCGAGCAGAAAGAAAAGAUCAUCCAGUACAUUUAUUUGCAGAAGAGACUCGGAUCGGCUCUCUGGCGCUUGUCAACUGAAGUUUUAUCCCAAAAAAUUUACUACUGCCUCCUGCCGUUGUAUAACCCAUCGCCCCCAAAUAGCUUUCAUACUGUUGACCAGAAUAUGCCGACCAUGAACGGAGGUUGCUGUGACACACCCAGUUUACGGUGCAGGCUCUUUGUAGAAGUCAACGGCGGAGACUGGCAGCGGGAAGCUUUCUGCCAUGCCUCGUGGCUCAAGCGUUCCAAAGGACGUCCGUUCUCUUUGGCACUCCAGUGCUACUACGCAAGUGAAUGUGCUAAGUUACCAAGCCUUCUGCGGCCUUAUAUCAAUCAAGUUUCGUCUCUCUGUUCUUACUUCCGAGCACUUGAGGAGCUGACCAUAUCUGUGUACACUCCUUAUCCUGAAGCAGGUGAUCAUACGCUAGCGGAUCCUAUGCCAGCCGUCGCACACUCUAUCUCGCAACUGCUAUCCACUCUGCGCAAUCUCAGGGUAAUAGGGCCGUUGUUCAACCUUCACCACUUAUUCUCUUCCAAUCCUGUCUCAUCCUCGUUAGCGAUCCGGAUAUCAUCCGCCAGCUUCCAGACCUUGGAGCUAUGCACACACAUUGGACUUCAAUCCUUACGCUUAGAUUGCCCAAUGUCGCUCCAUGAGGAGUUCAAGGCGUUCCUCACGCGGUCAAAGUGUCCCCUGGAGAGCCUUGUUGUCGGCGGUGGAGCCAAGCGGACAGAUGAGCAGCAAGCAGAAUAUGCUGCCCUGACCCCUUCCCUCCAAUUUUAG